Messenger RNA from Prunus mume (Japanese apricot), 1482 nucleotides. Its product is annotated as protein SRG1-like. The record is from RefSeq and is a predicted model, not a curated record. NCBI's taxonomy places the organism in Eukaryota, Viridiplantae, Streptophyta, Magnoliopsida, Rosales, Rosaceae.
CUAAUCAUAUAAGAAAUAAGAAAUGGCAUCAGUAUCGCAGCUACCAGCAGGCUUUGAGAGCUCCAAUUCACUCUUGAGCGUCCUGGAAAUCACCAAACAGCCCCUCACUUCAGUCCCAGAAUGUUAUGUUCGUACCGUGGAACAAGAACCAGCCUCAUCUCUCUUUGAUGGUCAUAAGGGCACCUUCCCAUCCAUCCCCUCCAUUGACAUGACCAAAUUAGUUAAGGCAGAAGCCUCAGACUUUGCAGAUCAACUGGAAAAACUGCACUCAACUUGCAAAGACUGGGGCAUCUUUGAGUUGGUGAACCAUGGAGUUAGCCCUACGCUGUUGGAGAAGCUGAAGCAUGAGAUUAAAGAAUUCUUUAAGCUUCCCUUGGAAGAGAAAAUGAAAUAUAAGAUCAGGCCAGGUGAAGUUGAAGGCUAUGGAUCCGUAGUCAACACCAAAGACCAAAAGCUUGACUGGGGUGACAGGGUCUACAUGAUAACCAACCCUAUUCAUCGAAGAAAGCCUUAUCUCUUCCCAGAGCUCCCUUCAUCCCUCAGGAAUACCUUGGAUUCAUACUUGCUGGAACUGGAUCAGCUGGCCAUGAGACUUCUUGGGUUUAUGGGGAAGGCUCUGAAGAUAGAGAUGAGAGAGAUAGAGGAGACGUUUGACGAUGGGAUGCGGUCAGUGAGGAUGACAUACUAUCCUCCAUGCCCGCAACCAGAGCAGGUGAUGGGGCUCUCACCUCACUCAGAUGCAACUGGGAUCACCAUCCUCAACCAGCUUAAUGGAGUUGAUGGUCUCCAAAUCAAAAAAGAUGGGGUUUGGAUGCCUGUCAACUUCCAAAAAGAUGCCUUUGUUGUGAAUGUAGGGGACAGCUUUGAGAUUCUGAGCAAUGGAGUGUACCACAGCAUUGAGCACAGGGCAAUGGUGAAUUCAGAGAAGGAAAGGUUGUCAGUUGCAAUGUUCAUAAACCCUAAGUUUGAGGCAGAGAUUGGGCCUGCGAGAAGCUUGAUAACCCCAGAAAACCCACCACUCUUCAAAAGGGUUGGGAUGGAGAAGUACGUCAAUGAUUUCUUCUCCCGCUAUAAGCUUGAUGGAAAGUCAUACUUGGAGCAAAUGAAAAUCUAAAACCCUUGACUAAUAUAUGGCCGAUCGAUCGAUCCAUAUGAUCAAAUCAUAUACAUAUAAUAUAUUGUGUAAACAUAUAUCACUGCAUGGUGUGGGAAUAAAGUUGUGCAUAUAAUUAAUGCACGGCAGCAUGUGCUUAGCGUUCUUUUUGUAUAUAUGACAUCAACGCUAUAGCUUCAAUAAAAACAUGUCAAUCUAUGUCACAGACAGAUGGUAUGUUAUGUGUGGAGUAUUUGAUUAUAGUACAUUGCCAAUGUUUCAAACACUGGCUAGCUCCCUAUUUUGUAUAUUGUGUAUAAUCCUUUGUAUGAAAGGAAAUAUGAAAUGUGUGGUUGUUCUAAGUGAUGAAUUAUCGUGUAUCUUUUUAU